AUGGCGUUUGAAGCUACGCGCAUUCGACAGAAUAUUCGUGACCAUAUCGAAUCUCCACAAUCACCGCUCGUACUCAAAAAAGAAGCUGUGAAAGAGGUUCUGGGCUACCCGGUCACCCUCGACCCGGAAUGGCUGAUGCUGUGGAAGACACUGCAAGCCUUCUACCCCGACAACGCCACGUUCGUACCAAGUAUAGCGACAGUCAUCAUUAACUGGUGCGAUGCUUUCAUGUCUUGGUUGGAGAGCGAGGAAAAUGAAGACGCAGUCGAGAAGUUGCUGGAUGCUCUGACACAUGUCAAUAGACUUGAUCUCAUGAUCGAGGUCUCGGGGAAAUCGACCCGUCCAGUCACAGCAUGGGAUGCGAACAAAUCCAUAUUCGUCAUCGCACUCCCCAAGGGAAAAAUACCGCAGGAGAGUACUGUCCUGGCCGGUUUCACCUCCGAUCUCCUGAGACUCUUCGCUCCUUCUCCUAUGUUGGGUGCUACGGAGCUAGACGAGCCAGCUGGCACCAGCAUACUGGCACCCGAAGAUGCGGAAGACUGGGCUGACCUCGAUCUCGGGUCUCCAGAAAGCCAUACCGUGGUUCCAUCCCGCCAGAAGCAGGCACCACCCGGGGCAAAAGACACUGGACCAGAUGUGAUUCCAGAACUCGCAAGAAUCCCAAGACCAGAAGAAUUAACACGUAGCCCACCGUACUGGAUCGUGGUGAAACAGGAAGGCAGACAAAGAGUUGUCAUCCAAGGAAGUCACGCACCCAGUCUGGCCAGCCUGGACCAGUACUUGAAGAGAUGGUGUCGAGGAGACACUGGGAGAAGUGACCGACCGCCUAUUGUCGAGAUCAAAUUGCACGAAUCGGCUUUCGGACUGGGACUUCUCCACGACACCUUAACACUGGAGACAGAGCGAUUCAGAGAGGUAUCCGCAAUGGCGGUGUUGGUAUUCAUCGAAAGAGUUCUGGGAUAUACAGCCUUGCCUUCCAGCGGCUCGGCAGGAUCAGUGUGGGAAUUCAAGAGAACGAAGGCUUUUAUAUAGAUUGAGGAGGGCUCCGUGAAAGAAUUGAAAGACAUUGCUGGAACGGCUCUUUUCUCACAGUAGCGUAAAGAGCUGUUGGUUGAGCAAUAUCACG
Molecule: messenger RNA, 1126 nt
Organism: Hyaloscypha bicolor E
Lineage: Eukaryota; Fungi; Ascomycota; Leotiomycetes; Helotiales; Hyaloscyphaceae
Exons: 4
Coding region: 1-1032 (343 amino acids)
Source: RefSeq, a predicted model, not a curated record